GAUGCAGCCCCCCUACAGUGUGGGACAGGACACCUGGAUCUGUCUGCCCUGAGUCAGCUCUCCCAGGACUAGAUGGUUCUCUUCUGGGUCACCUGUGCCAUCAGUUGAGUGUGGGACAAGGUGCAUCCCCCCACUCCCCAGUUCCAGGAUGCAUGACCUCCCUUCCACUCUGUCAGCCAUUCCCUGCCCCAACCCCAUCCUCCCUCUUGGCACAGCCCAGCAUGGCUGUUAUCCACAGGGGGAGAGCCCUUGUGGUCUGAGGAGAUGCCACUGCCUGGAGACUGUGGUCUUAACCCUCAUCCUGGCACUGAGCCACCUGCAACCUAGCAGGAGGUGACCUGGCUCCCAGCCUGACUCAGCUGAGCCUGGAUAUUACAUGCAGGCCAGAGCUUGCUCUGAGCCCUGGCCCAGCCAAGCUGAUCACUACCCUAGACCCUACACACUGGAUGGAGCUGAUCCUGAGUACCAGCCCAGCUGAGCUGACCCUGGAUCCUGCACACCAGCCAGAGAAGACCCCAGCCCCCAACCUAACUGAGUUGACCCUGGAGCCUGUGCACUGUCGACCUGAGCUUCUGGACGCUUGUGCUGACCUCAUCAAUGAGCAGUGGCCCCGCAGCCGCACCUCCCGCCUACACUCCCUGGGCCAGUCCUCAGAUGCCUUCCCCCUUUGCCUGAUGCUGCUGAGCCCCCGCCCCACACCUGAAGCAGCCCCCGUUGUAGUGGGCCAUGCCCGCCUGUCACGGGUGCUGGACCAGCCCCAGAGCCUCUUAGUGGAGACAGUGGUGGUGGCCCGGGCCAUGAGGGGCCAUGGCUUUGGCCGCCGCCUUAUGGAGGGCCUGGAGGUUUUUGCUCGGGCCCGGGGCUUCCGCCGGCUGCACCUAUCCACACAUGACCAACUGCACUUCUAUGCCCACCUGGGCUACCAGCUGGGCAAGCCUGUGCAAGGCCUGGUCUUCACCAGCCGACAGCUGCCUGCCACCUUCCUCAGUGCCUUCUCCAGGAACCCCUCCCCCCAGCCACCCUGCAAGGCCUCCAACCUGAUUGCCCAAGUUGCUCCAAGGGGCCCCCAGGGGCCCACAUUGCCACCACCCCCUCCCCUGCCUGAGCUCUUGACUACCUCACCCCUACCUCCAGCAGGGCCCCUUUCACAAAGCCUGAUGGAGACACAAUACCAAGACCUAAGGGGAUGCCCCAUAUUCUGGAUGGAGAAAGACAUCUGAGGGCCACCCAGGGCAAGGCACACUUUCUGGGUCACUGGACUGCCCUGGACAGUACCCGCCUCAGCCCACUGGCCAUACCUCAGCCCCUAGCCCCUGAGGGGCAGCCGUAGCCUGGGCAUGUUUCCUGGCUACCAGUGGGGUCAGGAGAUGGCUCCAUAGCUCUGGUUCAGAGCAAUCAGUGUGGCUGAAUAAAAGCUUCCAGUGGGU
Galeopterus variegatus (Sunda flying lemur) is the source of this 1427-nucleotide messenger RNA. RefSeq names its product N-acetyltransferase 6 (GCN5-related) (gene NAA80). The transcript is spliced from 2 exons. Gene Ontology annotation, molecular function: acetyl-CoA binding; N-acetyltransferase activity. Gene Ontology annotation, cellular component: cytoplasm. Lineage: Eukaryota; Metazoa; Chordata; Mammalia; Dermoptera; Cynocephalidae. The record is from RefSeq and is a predicted model, not a curated record. Gene Ontology annotation, biological process: protein acetylation. Bases 447 to 1220 code for a protein of 257 amino acids.